Messenger RNA from Cladophialophora yegresii CBS 114405, 1374 nucleotides. RefSeq lists its product as uncharacterized. Gene Ontology annotation, molecular function: transmembrane transporter activity. NCBI's taxonomy places the organism in Eukaryota, Fungi, Ascomycota, Eurotiomycetes, Chaetothyriales, Herpotrichiellaceae. The record is from RefSeq and is a predicted model, not a curated record. Gene Ontology annotation, cellular component: fungal-type vacuole membrane. Bases 1 to 1374 code for a protein of 457 amino acids. The transcript is spliced from 2 exons. Gene Ontology annotation, biological process: transmembrane transport.
AUGACAACUAGGGAAGAUGAACAAGUAUGUGCCCUAAGCGCCGCCGACAGGGAGCAGCUGGCAGGCUUCGCGAAAGAUGGCGCCGUCUCCAGUAGUCGAACUUCCCCACGAAACUUUACGCAAGCCUGCAGGAUUCUAGGAACCUUCUUCGUCUUCUUCAUCACAUGGGGCGUGGCAUCUUCCUUCAGUGCAUACCAGGCCUUCUAUGAGCAGGACCUGCUUGCGGACCAUACUCCCUCUGUCAUAUCAUGGAUUGGCACUGUCCAAGUCUGUUUGCUGGGCUUCACGGGGAUCGUCUCAGGUGCUCUAUAUGACCGCGGUUAUAUCCGAACCUUGUUGGUGGUGGGAGGCACCAUGGUUGUCUUUGGCUUUAUGAUGCUGAGCCUUGCGAAGGAGUACUAUCAGGUCAUCCUCGCGCAGGGUGUGUGUGUUGGCCUCGGCAGCGGCAUGAUUUAUAUCCCGUCGAUCGCAGUCAUCAGCCAGACAUUCACUGCCAAACAACGUCCUCUUGCGAUCGGCGGAUCUUCAUCUGGAGCAGCCAUAGGCGGGAUCGUGCUGCCCAUCAUGUUCCGCCAACUGCAGCCCGAGAUAGGCUUCGGCUGGGUCAACCGUAUCUUUGGGUUCAUAAUCCUCGCCAUGAUAGUAGCCACCUACUUCCUCCUUCGACCCGAUCCGACGCAUCGACGUCCCAAAGGACCGUUGUUUGAUCCUUCUGCCAUUAGGGAGCCACCAUUCGUGGUGUUGUUUGGAGGCUUGUUCUUCGUUUUCCUCGGCUACUGGGUGCCUCUGAUUUUCGUCACACCCUAUGCCCAGUUUUCGAUCAAGACGAGCGUCUCCUACGCCUUCUACCUUUUGGCUAUCCUCAAUGCAGGCAGCUUCGCCGGUCGGAUCCUUCCUGCCCUGGUCGCGCACAGAGUUGGCCCCGCCCUCGUCCUCUCAGCCGGGAGUGUCUGUCUGGGCGUUCUGAUCCUAGGAUGGAUAGCUAUCCACGACAUUGCUGGCAUCACGGUAUGGGCCGUUCUCGUGGGGUUCAUGGCAGGCAUCACUGUUGCCAUCCCGGCGGCAGUCGUCCCUCUCAUGUCCCCGACACCGAGCGUCGUCGGCGCAAGGACCGGUAUGGCUUGGUCAGGCGCUGCUUUCGCGGGCUUGAUAGGUACGCCGAUUGCUGGUGCCCUCGUCGACACCACAACCGACAACUACACACACGGCCAAGCGUUCGGGGGCGCUGCCAGUCUGUUCGGAGGCUUGCUUCUCAUCUAUCCCGCUGUGACGAUUGCUAGGGGGAACAAGCGCUACCGUACGCCAACUCGGCCGCAAGCAAACAUGGAAACAUCCUUGCAGCCAAUCGAGCUUGGUAAGAGCGGAUCGGAAUGA